GUCGCUGAGAACUAAAAACUUUGCUGCAUUCAACAACCAACUUGGCCUCCGACAGAAUCUUCAAUAGAGUUGAAUAAGCGAAAUAUGCCAAGAUCUCGUUAAAUGUUCUCGAAAAACGAGUUAAAUAUGUAGAACUCCCUGUUUAAAAAGAAAAUGGCACAAAUUGCAGGUUGGUGAAAUUCCAUAUCAAUACUGCCAGCGGAGCAUUAGUUUUUACCGUAGUAGAUCCACUGUAUUAUCUAAUAGCUAUUUGUCAAUUUGUCAGGAAUUUUUACCUAACCAGAACAAAAUUUCAAUGUUUGUUCUCAGUUUUCCGUGGUGUAUGGCAUGGUGUAUUGUUUGGAGAUCGAUGGAUAUAUUAAGUAGGAGGAUAUUUCAAAUAUUAAAUUGAUAGUUUAAAAUAUAUUAAGUAAAAUUGUUAAGGGUUAUGCAGAAAUAUGAAAAAUUGGAAAAAAUCGGAGAAGGUACCUAUGGAACAGUCUUUAAAGCGAAGAAUAGAGAAAAUCAUGAAAUUGUAGCCUUAAAAAGAGUGAGGUUAGAUGACGACGAUGAAGGGGUUCCUUCUUCAGCUUUACGCGAAAUAUGUCUCCUUAAAGAAUUAAAACAUAAAAAUAUCGUGCGUUUAUACGACGUUUUGCAUAGUGAUAAAAAACUAACUUUAGUAUUUGAACAUUGUGAUCAAGACUUAAAAAAGUAUUUUGAUAGUUUGAAUGGGGAUAUUGAUACAGAAAUUGUUAAAUCCUUUAUGUACCAACUACUACGAGGUUUAGCGUUUUGCCAUAGUCAUAAUGUUUUGCACAGAGACUUGAAGCCACAAAAUUUAUUAAUAAACAAAAAUGGUGAACUUAAACUGGCAGACUUUGGAUUGGCAAGGGCUUUUGGAAUUCCUGUCAAAUGUUAUUCUGCAGAAGUUGUUACUCUUUGGUAUCGUCCACCUGAUGUACUCUUUGGUGCAAAGUUGUAUACAACCUCUAUUGAUAUGUGGUCAGCUGGUUGUAUUUUUGCAGAGUUGACUAAUGCUGAAGUACUAUUUUAUCCUACCAGUUCUCUCUUAGGGCGGCCAUUAUUUCCUGGGUCUGAUGUGGAUGAUCAAAUAAGGAGAAUAUUCAAAUUGCUAGGUACUCCAACUGAAGAUACCUGGAGUGGAAUAAGUCAACUUCCAGAUUAUAAACCAUUUCCAGUGUAUCAAGCUACUAUGAGCUUAUCUCAGGUGGUGCCAAAACUGGGCAAUAAAGGAAGAGAUCUACUUCAAAAGUUAUUAGUCUGCAAUCCCCUAGGAAGACUAUCUGCGGAUGAUGCCAUGGCUCAUUCUUAUUUUAGUGAUUUAAAUCCAGCAUUUAAAAUAUAAAAUAGAA
Messenger RNA from Cylas formicarius (sweet potato weevil), 1355 nucleotides. It is a transcript of the gene Cdk5, whose product is annotated as cyclin-dependent-like kinase 5. NCBI's taxonomy places the organism in Eukaryota, Metazoa, Arthropoda, Insecta, Coleoptera, Brentidae. Gene Ontology annotation, biological process: axonogenesis; neuron apoptotic process; synaptic vesicle transport. The record is from RefSeq and is a predicted model, not a curated record. Gene Ontology annotation, molecular function: ATP binding; cyclin-dependent protein serine/threonine kinase activity. The transcript has 3 exons. Gene Ontology annotation, cellular component: nucleus; cytoplasm. The coding region runs from base 428 to 1348 and encodes 306 amino acids.